AUGUCCGCCUUGCGGCCUAAUCAAGUUGAUUUUGACAAAGUAUGGAGUGAGUUACGAUCUUCUGUUGUGGACAUUAUAAAUCUGAAUCCAAUCCCUCGUUUGACCUGGGAUUAUAAAUUCAGUGAUGUGUACAACAUUUGCGUUGCCAUCCCGGAUCCUCUGAGCGAUAAACUGUACAGAGCUCUUUCUGAGUGCUUAGAGGAGCAUGUAUCCCAACAGUAUCAGGCAAUAUCCAAAGUUCAUUAUGUGGAUUUGUUAAGCGUGUACGAUAAGAUGUGGAACACUUUCUUCCAAGGGACUAUGGUCCUUCAUAACCUUUUUAGAUAUUUAAACAUCCAUUUUGUAAACAAAAAGAAAGAUUUGGACCCUGAAAUUGUAAAUCAGUAUGCUGGAUAUCUAGCAAAACCUAACUUGAAAGAAGUUGGAUGUUUGUCGUUGGAGGUUUGGAAGACUAAACUGAUUCAAGAAAUUCUGAAGAAACUCAUCAACCUCCUCCUAACAGCAAUUGCCGAAGAUCGUGCCGGUAAUCCUCCUUCAAAUAAAUCUGUGAUCCGAGGAGUCAUCAUGUCUUUUGUACAGGUCGAACAAUAUAAUUUUGAGAAAGAUUCACUUCAUGCCAUGAAUAAGAACUCUACUGUUUAUCAUGAGUUUUAUGAAAAUGAAUUUGAAAUACCUUUCUUGAACUCCACGGAAGAAUAUUAUACACUUUAUGCUCAAAAGCUUCUAGCUGAUAUGUCUUGUAGUCAAUAUAUGGAAGCUGUGAUUAAUGCUAUAGAAGCUGAACGACGAAGAGCUGCUCAGUACGUUUGUCCUUCAACCGUAGAAAAGGUUAUAAAAGUUUGUCAGAAUGUUAUGAUCAGCAUCCACAAAGAGAAGUUGAAUGGUGUGUGCAGUGAUCUCAUCCGCAACGAGGAGAGAAAGGAUCUUCAGAACAUGUACAGAUUAUUGAAGCCGAUUCCCUCAGGGUUAACAGUGAUGAUCAAAGAGUUUGAGGAUUACGUACGACAGAAAGGACACGAGGCUUUGGCCAUGCAAAACAUGGAUCCAAUAACUGCACCACAGCAGUUUGUCGAAAACAUUCUUAUGGUUUACGACAAGUUCAGUGAGAUGAAGAGUACCGUCUUCAUGGAUGAUGGAGAUUUCGCUCAAGCCCUUGAUAAGGCUCUUCAAACCGUUGUUAACAUGAGGAAUCCUACUGUACCUAGUAAAUCGAGUGAAAGACUUGCCCGUUACUCUGACAGUCUACUACGCAAGAAUAACAAGAAUAUUUCUGAAAAUGAAUUGGACGAGAAGCUCUCUCGAACGAUCAUCAUCUUCCGGUACAUUGAAGACAAAGAUAUUUUCCAAAAGUAUUACUCCAAGAUGCUCUCCGUCCGUUUGAUUCAUAACCUUUCUGUUUCAAUGGAAGCUGAAGAACUAAUGAUUAACAAACUAAAACAAGCCUGUGGGUAUGAGUUCACUUCUAAGUUGUCACGCAUGUUUACCGAUGUUAAUCUCUGCCCUGAACUCACAGCUGAGUUCAAGCAGUAUCUGAAUGAGAAAGAAAGAUCUCAUCAUGUGGACAUGCAACCCAUGGUUCUUACCGCCGGUUCUUGGCCACUCUCAGCUCCUAAUGCUGGAGGAACAGGAUCACCUGCAACCAACGUUGAAUCAAUCUCUUUCAUCAUUCCCCCAACUCUAAAGAACCAAGUGGAAUACUUCGAAGAGUUCUAUGGCAAGAAACAUAGUGGUAGAAAACUAAGUUGGUUAUACCAUAGCUCCCACGGAGAGUUGAAGACGUCGUAUCUGCAGAAAGUUUAUCUAAUUCAAAUGGGAGCUUUCCAAAUGGCCGCUCUACUCGUGUUUAACUACCAAGAGAGUAUGACUGUAGAGUCUCUUGGUGCUGAAAUUGGACUGACCGGCGAACUUCUUCAAAAGAUUAUCCGCACUCUGACGGACAGUCAAAUGCUUUUGCUCACUGAAAAAGAAGACUUCAACAGCUCUGUUCUAUCAUUGAACUUCAAGAUGAAUGCAAAGAGAAGUCGUUUCAAGUUGCCAUCUGUACAGAGUUCAAAACAAAUUGAGAAAGAAGUUGACACAACCCAGAACACGGUUGCUCAAGACAGAAAAUACUACGUUGAGUGUGCCGUUGUACGUAUUAUGAAAACCCGGAAAGUGCUUAAGCACAAUGUACUCAUAUCAGAGGUGAUGGAUCAGAUUAAGGGAAGAUUCAAACCUGACGUAAGCUUGGUCAAGAAAUGUAUAGAAGACUUGAUUGAUAAACUCUACUUGCAACGUACGGAUCAAAACGAUGAAUAUCAGUAUCUUGCCUAA
Auanema sp. JU1783 is the source of this 2313-nucleotide messenger RNA. The record is from the annotation of a GenBank genome assembly. Lineage: Eukaryota; Metazoa; Nematoda; Chromadorea; Rhabditida; Rhabditidae.